AUGUUGAACGACCAACGACCGCCACCGGUCACCUCAGCUGGCAGGAGGUGUCUCUUCCCGGCCGAUCGUCAACAACCUGCAACCCCCGACGACAAUUUGGAAUUGGCGAUGGAAAUCGAACGGGAGCUGCUGGCACGAAAACGGAACCAGUGGAGUUUCGAUUUCGUCAACGGUACACUGGUGGAUGAAGAGCUUUCCAAUAGUAAUUGGCAAUGGGAAAUAAUCGUUGUAUAG
Molecule: messenger RNA, 234 nt
Organism: Macrosiphum euphorbiae (potato aphid)
Lineage: Eukaryota; Metazoa; Arthropoda; Insecta; Hemiptera; Aphididae
Source: the annotation of a GenBank genome assembly